GCCGCCUGCGAAUUGUGACUGUUGUAUUGUCUCUUUCUCGCACCGUGCGGUUACCAAAAGAUCUCUUUAUAAAAUACGCGACAGCAAGUCUACAAUAUUAAUUGAAUCGUUGUCGAAUAGACGUAACCAUACCGUGUUAACGUGUUGAAUAUUUAGUGACAAAGUUUUAAUUGAAAAUGGCACCAAUAGGUGGAUGGAUGUGUUGUGGACGUAAAAGCAAGUUCGUAGCCCCUUUGGUUAAUAAUGACCAAGAUGGGACCUACGACUAUGAUUUAGCUGUUAUCGGUGGUGGGUCCGGAGGCCUGGCUUGUGCUAAAGAGGCAGUGAAUCUUGGAGCCAAAGUUGCAGUGUUAGAUUAUGUAACACCAUCACCUCAAGGCACAAAAUGGGGUCUUGGAGGAACUUGUGUGAACGUCGGGUGCAUUCCGAAGAAAUUAAUGCAUCAAGCUGCUUUACUCGGAGAGAGCAUACACGAAGCGGUAGCGUAUGGAUGGGAAGUGCCUUCAUUGAACGAUGUGAAAAUUAACUGGUCAGCAUUAACUGAAUCCGUCCAGAAUCACAUAAAAUCUGUCAACUGGGUCACCAGGGUCGAUCUUAGGGAAAAGAAAAUUGAAUAUAUAAAUGGUUUGGGCGAGUUCAAAGACCCCCAUACCAUUAUUGCCACGCUAAAGAAUGGUAGCAAGAAGGAGUUGACGGCAAAGAACAUUUUGAUUGCCGUGGGAGGAAGACCUCAUUACCCAGACAUUCCCGGAGCUAGGGAAUACUGUAUCAGCAGCGACGAUAUUUUCAGUUUGAGCCAUCCCCCUGGGAAGACACUCGUCGUUGGAGCUGGAUACAUUGGUCUAGAAUGCGCCGGUUUCUUAAACUCUUUGGGCUACUCCGCCACUGUUCUUGUCCGAUCGGUACCAUUGCGUGGAUUCGACCAACAGAUGGCUAGCAUGGUCACCAACGAGAUGGAAGAGAAGGGCGUUAAGUUCCACCAUAAAUGCGUGCCGCUAUCGGUUGAGAAACUCGAGUCUGGCCAGUUGAAAGCACGCUGGUUGAACACGGAGACCAAGGAACAGAGCGAAGACGUCUUCGACACGGUACUUCUGGCGACAGGCCGAUACGCGCUCACGGAGCAACUCAACUUAGCGGCGGCUGGAGUCAAUUCGCUGUCCGAGAGCGGCAAGAUCGUGGCGGAGGGCGAGCAGACGAACGUGGGCCACGUGUUCGCGGUGGGCGACGUGCUGGAGGCGCGGCCCGAGCUGACGCCCGUGGCCAUCCACGCGGGCCGCCUGCUGGCGCGGCGCCUGUUCGCCGGCGCGCAGCAGCACAUGGACUACGACAACGUGGCCACCACCGUGUUCACGCCGCUCGAGUACGGCUGCGUCGGCCUCGGCGAGGAGCAGGCCGUCUCCCGACACGGCGCAGAUAAUCUAGAAAUAUACCACGCGUUCUACAAACCAACCGAAUUCUUCAUCCCGCAACGGAACAUCCGUAAUUGUUAUCUCAAGGCGGUAGCUUUACGGGAAGCUCCUCAGCGUAUCCUGGGAUUACAUUUCGUGGGCCCGGUCGCUGGCGAGGUCAUACAGGGCUUCGCUGCUGCUAUCAAGUGCGGCAUCACAAUGGAACAGCUGAUGAACACGGUCGGCAUUCAUCCGACGGUUGCAGAGGAGUUCACCCGUCUUAACAUCACCAAACGUUCGGGCAAGGACCCCAACCCCGCGUCUUGCUGCAGCUAAACUAAAGCGAAAGCAACAGCAAGACUAUCUCGGUCGAAAUGUCCUCAUUUAUACAGAUUAAAGAUGUUUGUCAUAUAAAACUAUCAUUCUAAAUGUUACUUAUAAAUUUAAAAUUAUAUUUUCGCGUUGAAACCGCCUAGUUGCUUAAACGAAUCGAUUAAUUGUUUUUAAAAUUAAUGUUAAAACUUAAAAUAUUAUAUUGCAUCAUGAAUAUGUAAUAUUGUUCGAACAAAGUAGAAAGUCAUUAUAUAACAAUUUAUGCACUAACAAGUCACAAACAGUUGUUUUUUCUAGCCUUAUAAAGUCUUUGAGGGUGGUAUAUUGCAUGUGGUUUUAUUAAUUUAGUAAAAUAUAUUGAAAUGACAAGUGUUUUUUAAUCUGUCAGCACUACAGAUAAAAAACGUUUUGUCAAUAUAAUUGUUAAAGGCUGUUUUUUGAGAAUUUCUUGCCUUGUAUCGUUUUAUUAUUAGUACAAAAGACAUUCAAUUAGAAUAUAUUAAAUAUGUUCAAUAAUUUAAGAACAAAAUUAUAUUAUAAAAGUACGUCAUAUUGUUCCAACACCGUUAGCUCAGUAUUAUGUCGAUGUUAUAUGUUAAUUAAUGUUUCUACUCCAUUGUAAGCACGCAGGCUCACAUUCCGUCGACGCACGCGCACGGAUUAAUCAGUGUUGAUCACUUUUUUUUUAUUUCAAUUCUAAUAAAGUGAUAUUUUUUUAA
Vanessa tameamea is the source of this 2440-nucleotide messenger RNA. RefSeq names its product thioredoxin reductase 1, mitochondrial (gene Trxr1). Gene Ontology annotation, biological process: glutathione metabolic process; cellular response to oxidative stress; cell redox homeostasis. The transcript is spliced from 9 exons. The coding region runs from base 177 to 1724 and encodes 515 amino acids. Gene Ontology annotation, cellular component: mitochondrion; cytosol. The record is from RefSeq and is a predicted model, not a curated record. NCBI's taxonomy places the organism in Eukaryota, Metazoa, Arthropoda, Insecta, Lepidoptera, Nymphalidae. Gene Ontology annotation, molecular function: thioredoxin-disulfide reductase (NADPH) activity; glutathione-disulfide reductase (NADPH) activity; flavin adenine dinucleotide binding.